Messenger RNA from Bacillus rossius redtenbacheri, 5249 nucleotides. It is a transcript of the gene SP555, whose product is annotated as SPRY domain-containing SOCS box protein 3. Gene Ontology annotation, biological process: intracellular signal transduction; proteasome-mediated ubiquitin-dependent protein catabolic process. The transcript has a single exon. Lineage: Eukaryota; Metazoa; Arthropoda; Insecta; Phasmatodea; Bacillidae. The record is from RefSeq and is a predicted model, not a curated record. Gene Ontology annotation, molecular function: protein binding. Bases 1 to 705 code for a protein of 234 amino acids. Gene Ontology annotation, cellular component: SCF ubiquitin ligase complex.
AUGGCGGCGCCGCUGCGCCACGGCUGCGAGGACUGCUGGGCCUGGAACCGGCGGGACCGCAGCCCUGAGGUGCGGCUGUACGGGCCCGGCCCGCGCACCGCCUACUUCCACCCCGACUGGAGCUCCGGCACCGCCGGGGUGCGCGGGGACACGGCGCUGGGCCGCGGCCGCCACUACUGGGAGCUGCGCGUGUCCCAGCGAGUGUUCGGCACGGCCAUGAUGUUCGGCGUGGCGACCCGGCGCGCGCGGCUGCACGCCGACGCCUUCACCAGCCUGCUGGGCGAGGACGAGCACGGCUGGGGGCUGUCGCACAAGGGCGAGCUGUGGCACGCGGGGCGCAGCGCGCGCUACGCCAGGCCGUUCCGCGAGAACCAGGCCACCACGGUGGGCGUGCUGUUCGACGGCGCCGCCGGCACGGUCACCUUCUACAAGGACGGCGCGUGCCUGGGCGUGGCCUUCAGCGGGCUGGACCGCGUGCGCGAGCCGCUGUACCCGGCCGUCUGCUCCACGGCCGCCAAGACGCAGAUGACGCUGGCCGAGGCGCGGCGCGACUUCGAGAGUCUGCAGGACCGCUGCCGCGUGGUCAUCCUGCGGGCCGUGCGCUGCCAGGGGCGCCUGGAGGGUCUCAGCCUGCCCGCGGCCCUCAGGGCGUACCUGCGCGAGCCCCUGGUGCCGGCGCCUGCCCUGCUGCGCGACCCCGUGUGAGGCAUCGGGGGAGCCCAACAUGUCCCUCGAGUUCUGUCCCUGCCCGGUCACACCCGAGCAAUUCACCUUCGGCCGACCUCGCCUUUAUUUAUAUGUCCACAGGGGCGUAGCCAGGGUGGGUGGGGUUUAGGGGUUCAAACCACCACCACCCCCCCCCCUUAGCACCAAAUCUUUAAUUAAUUUCUUAUUCAUCACUCAAACAAAUACCAUAUUAAAGUUAAUAAAAUUUUUACCAUUACAUUAUUUAAAAUUUAAGAACUGAAAACUGCUACAAUAGCACUAUUUUACACUUUAAAAUCAAAAUUUUCCCGGGGGACGACACCCGGACCCCCUGCUUUAAUACGGUGGGGGGGGGGGGGGGGGGGGCAUGCUUCUUAACACCCCCCAUACACAAAUCCUGGCUACGCCACUGACCGUUCAUAGUGUUUUGAAGUGUUUUAAUGCAGCUAACCUAACCGACCACUUUUAACAUUUGAAUUCAUUUUUCCUGCGCAAAAAUAAAAAAAUCCCGAAGUUGGCCGAAUGUGAAUUUGUUCGGGUGUAAUCGGGAAUGGCAUAACUUUUAUGUGCAUCUUAGGUCUCCCGUACACUGGUGUGCGACAAGUUUCCUCACAUUAUAAACUUCGACUUAUUGUGAGAACACAGAACAAUCACAAGGGGAGCGCUACUUAACUUUAUAUCUCAGUAUGUAACAAACAUUAGAAAAUAUGAAAAAUUGAAAAUGCACAACAGAGCUCAAUGGCGGCUUCAGGAUGACUUUUCGGGAGGGGCUAUCACACAAAAAGAAAGGUCGUAGUUGCAAAAAAAAUGAAAGUGGUCAGAUUUUGGCCUUGGAAUAUUAUUUACAAAUAAUUACAGGUUUCAAAUACAGAACCUUGGUUGCUCCAUGCAACUUUUGAUGAGAUAAAAGUUUAACAUGUGAAAUUAAAUAUUCAAGUAAACAUAAAUGUACACUAAUCAAUAAAAUUGGUCUCGGGAGGGGCUAUCCCCCCCCCCCCCUUCUGAAGCCGCGCUUGAUAGAGCUACAAGGAAUGCUAAGUAAAUUGGACGAAUGUGAUGAACACAUAAAGCUCAAUGGUAAUAAAAUUUUUUUGACAAUUAGGAUAUUAAGUUUGUCUUAGAAGUACAGUAACAGCAUUAACAGUGAUUAGUUAUGAGGUUAUUUAAUGAGAGAUGUUGGUUAAUAUAAAACACCAUUCAUAACUCGAAACAUUAAUUAGUACUCGGCACAGAGACAGGGCCAGACCGGGCAACAGCAUCUAGCAAGACCCCACACAGGUCCUUCUAUCAAGGACACACCUUCAUGUAUAAUUUUUGUCAUCAAAUUUGAUACCUCUAUUUAUAAUAAAGUGAAAAUAAUUUAGUCAAAUUUUUAAUAGGCUAAAAUCAUUUUUAUUACUCUCAUUAUUCAUUUGUUAUACUUUUAACACACAAAAAAAUUAAAGAAAAAAUAAAACACUGUUGACAUUUAAGUUCCCGGUUGGCUUAAAAAUGUCAUAUUAAAGAGUUUAUAUUUUUUAAUUUGUUUGGAGAGGAUUGGAGGAGAGGCAAACACCCCGUCGCUCUGUGGACCGCUCCAUAUCCACCAGACUCCUGGGAGGAUUAGGCCCCGCACAAGUCAACGGCAAAGACCAGGAACACACUGCAUGGGUGUGUACCAGAGGGGGGCAGGGAUAUUUGCGCCCCUCCCCCCUUUCCUUUUAUUUGUAAACAACAAAUUUCUUAGGAAUUUAACAUGCAAAUUGUUGGUAUUUCAACUACUUGAAAGAUAUUAAUCACAAAACACAGACACUGUAUCAUUUGUUAGAAGUCGUGAGAACUACAACCUAUAGUACACAUUUCUCAUGUUCCCCAUGGCGAGUAAUGAUCUUCUCGCAAGUGCACAGAAGAAAGACGUUGGUUGGAUUCGUUUGAGGUUCUGCUAGCACCUGACUCCACGGCUGUCCUCCCUCGGGCCGGGCUAAGGCGUGGGCCAGCCCAGCCUCCCCUCACGCCAGUAGGGACACAGCCUCGACUGCGCGAGGGAGAGGUCUAUCAUUCCUUCCAUGAGCUUGUUACGAUCAAAUUAUAAAAGAAGUUUGACUGUCACACUGAAAUCUUAGGGAAUAGUGGACUCAGAACUCCCAAUGUUUACACACAGAAAUACUUAACAGAUUUACUUUAUUUGUUCUGAAAAGUUAGUCUUGCUUAUUACAAAUCAUUACAUUGUAAAAGUGCAGCAUGUAGGUAUCAGUCAAAAACACACUGCUUUAGAGAAAUUAGUAUCGUGGAAUGUUUAAGUGUCAUAUUUUUUUUAAUAAACAGAUUUCAUAAAAGAUAAAACUGAUAACACCGAAAUCUCCUGUUUUAAAAACAAAAUUGGCCUGAAAAUUAAAUAAUAAAAUCUUGUCUAUCACGAGAUAUCAGAUGUUUUUUUUAGUUAUGUUGGAUGCUUCAUUGCCAUGAUAGUAGUCAGAGAUGGCAACACGCAACACACAACCCGGAUGUUCAGGUAGAAAUCAGCCAUGUACCGAAACCUCCUAGAAUUCCUCUCAGCUGAUUUUGAGAAACCCUGCAAAACCAAAAUCAGGGCGGAAUGAUCGGGAUUCCGACAAGAGUCCUCCGUAAAGUGAGACCAGCGCGUUACCACUGUCUCACCGAGCUCCACAAUUACCAACCAAACCGAGGUGAUCUUGUCCCUGGAUGAGAUAGUUGUUCUCACUUGCUGUUUCUGUUGAACAUACUGCAACUCCCAAAGCAAAAUCAAAUUCAGAAGCACCUAAUGUCAAUACCUGGUUUUUCUUUCAGCUUUAAAUGUGUGUGUUUCUACCUGACAGUGGGACAAAAAUUACAAUUCUAUUGCUAAUAAAAUUUAUUGUAAACCUUACAAGUUACGCAAUUUUUCCAGAUAAACGAUAUGGCCACUGUAACUUUAAGCAUUCAGAUAUAUUUUUUAAGUGUGGGUUUUGAAAAAUGUACAUAAAGUAAUGGGCAAGGAGUCUGACAAAUAAUCACUCCCCCCUUCUGGCCAAGUAUCUUUCUCGAUGGCCAGACUAAGUGAAUUUUUUUAUAAAGUACUUCUCGGAUGCACUAAUAAGAAUCAUGAACAGACAUGUGAAGGACAGUAUGAGGAUGUCUGUGUGGUCACACUGACGUCAACGUGACACAGACGUUUGGUUCAAAAACAUUCAGACACUUUCGUUGUGCAAGUUUGAGACUUGGUGCUUUGUUUAAAGUUGUCAAGAGACAAGGAACGACUGUUUCUUCGUGUGGAGCUAGCUUUUAUACCGCAAGUGUACGUGAUGUGACCGUUACAUGGUUAUCCGAUGUGUUUAUGUUACAGUGUUGAAGUGUAGGUAGAUAUUUGGUGUUGUUAAUUAGUAGCUGGAUCAGCGUCCAAACGCUGUGGCAUUACGACGUGUAUAAAAGACAAUGCCAACAUCACACUAAGAAAUGGUGUCUUCCUCUUGCUAAUCAACGUACAAAUAAUCAUUUAAAAAUUAAUAUGUAUUCCUUUUUCAUUUGAAAGUUUUUUACGACCUACAUGACAGCUUACAUAUGCUGUUUAGUUAAAAUUACAAUGAAAGGUGUUUACUCCUACUUCUAUGGUUCGGCCAGUCUGCAAUCGGCACCAAUCCAGUCGCUUCACGUGUUUUCAAGUCGAUUCCAGCCGCAUUACCGUGCUGCUGGCAGUGUUAGUCGCUCUGAAUUGAUGAUUACAGUUGAUUUUUAUUUAAACAGUGCAUUCAGUUUUUUAAUUAGUCACAUUACACAUUUUUAAAUUCCCCUUCAAACUAUAUACUGACUUUCGAUAAAUCAGUAAAAAUCACUAAUACGACAGAGUUGCGGUUGCUGUAGGUACCAUUCACUACUGUUGGUUCUGUGGUUUGGUAACCACCUUUUAUCCUGAAACUGAUUUCCUGAACUUUGAUGAUUUGGCAUAGUAGAGACACCAUCUCUUGAUGUGUAAUGCUCACUUGUAUAAAAACAGGAUAAACUUCAAAAAAUUUAUAUGCUGAAUGCAGUUAAAAUAAUAAAAAUAAAAUCAUUCAAUGCAGCAUGAUAUAACUAUUGGUUAUAUCAUUGGAUAGUGAAUAUAACUAUUGGUUAUUAUACCACAAAAAAAAAAUUGAGACCAAAGCAAACUUCAGAGUUGGUAAAAGCACUUCGUAAUGUUACAGUAACUAUAGACAAUUAGAACAACUUGCACAAUACCACAAAAAUGCAAGCAGAAAAAAACCCUAACUAGCUCAAAAUAAAGAUAAUAAUCAAGCGAGCAUUAUUAGUUCAAUUUGAAGCUCAAAUGACACACAUCACCACAUGCUACGUAACCGACUGUUGUAUUUGAACUUCAAACUAAGCUUGCAUUCUUGUGGUUGCUUUAACGAGUUGUACAUAACAUAAGAGUCCAUAUUGCCGUGGAUUUCUUCGUUUGUGCCAUAUCACUAUACAUAAGCAAUGUUUUUCUGUUGUAUCACUGUUUGAUGUUUAAAUGUUUUAUGUCUUCUACAGGCCAGGUAUGUGCAAUAAGCAGAAGUGAGUCAAUAAAUCUUUGGCUUUGUUUU